Oncorhynchus tshawytscha (Chinook salmon) is the source of this 2951-nucleotide messenger RNA. It is a transcript of the gene sart1, whose product is annotated as spliceosome associated factor 1, recruiter of U4/U6.U5 tri-snRNP. Lineage: Eukaryota; Metazoa; Chordata; Actinopteri; Salmoniformes; Salmonidae. Gene Ontology annotation, cellular component: U4/U6 x U5 tri-snRNP complex. Bases 296 to 2653 code for a protein of 785 amino acids. Gene Ontology annotation, biological process: maturation of 5S rRNA; mRNA cis splicing, via spliceosome. The transcript has 20 exons. The record is from RefSeq and is a predicted model, not a curated record.
UGACACCAGAAAUAAAUCCCAAAAGGUCUUAAUAACAAGUCGUCCAUUCGCUUCCAGUGUGUUUUUUAGUUGUUAUUCACUCAUACGUAAAGACUAGCUUAAAACAUUUGUUGGAGAUUGCACCAAGAUGGGGGUUGACUAGCAAGCAUUUUGAUUAUAGUUAAACGUUUUCCCUCUAGCCAGCUAACGUUGUCGCUGGCACGUUAGUUGCACAGACCGGUAAAUUGGUGGUACUUCUUUUAAACUAGUUAACGUUAGACAUCACUUUGUAGUUGUACAGCACAUAACAAGGAAGAUGGGGUCGUCGAAGAAACAUAAGGAGAAAGGGCGUGAUAAGGAUGCAGAAGAGCGUCACCGCGAACACAAAAAACACCGUCACAAGGAGCGGGAGAGGGACAAGGAACGAAAUGUCACCCGAGAGAGGGAGAAGAGGAAACGGUCCAGAUCGAAGGAAAGGAGCGGACGGGGUUCCGAGAGAGAAGGUCGCAGUAAAGGCGAAAGGAGUGCUGGGGAGCCUCGCGUAAAGAAAGAAAAAGUGGAGGCCGGAUAUCAAGAGAGUCCAGGAAUUGGACCACAGUCUGCAAGUGGAGAUGCCUCACUUAGCAUUGAAGAGACAAACAAGCUGAGGGCCAAGCUUGGUCUGAAGCCUCUGGAAAUGACUGACACAACUAAAGAGCUCGGUACGAAGGAGCAGCCAAUGGUUGCGGAGACGAUCAAUCCUGUGUACAUCAAACAGCAGAACGAGAUGAGGGAGAAACUGGCGGCUAUGAAGGAGAAGAGGCUCCUCAAUAAGAAACUGGGGAAAGUGAAGACUUUAGCAGAGGGAGACUGGCUGGACGACACUGUAGCUUGGGUGGAGAGGAGCCGGAAGAUGGCCAAAGAAAAAGAACUGGCAGAGAAGAGAGCCAAACUUCUGCAGGAGAUGGAUGAGGAGUUUGGUGUGAGCAAUCUGGUGGAUGAGGAGUUUGGCCAGACCAAGAAGGCCGCUUACAGUUCUCGGGACCUAAAGGGUCUCACUGUACAGCAUAGGAUGGAGUCAUUUAAUGAAGGGGAAACUGUCAUCCUCACACUGCAAGACCAAGGUGUGCUUGAAGAGGAGGGUGAUGUACUUGUAAACGUGGGUCUAGUGGACAAAGAAAAGGCUGAGAAGAAUGUGGAGUUGAAGAAGAAAAAGCCUGAUUACAAAGCUUACGAAGAGGAUGAGAGUGUCGAUGACAUGGCUACGUUCAAGCCGCGCACUGUGCUGGGCAAGUAUGAUGAGGAGAUUGAUGGAGAGAAGAAGAAGAGUUUCCAGCUGAGCAAAGGGGGCUGUGCUGAGGGGGAACGGGAACGGGAGCUGCAGGCCAUCCGGGAGACCCUGAGGAACCAGGCCCAGUCCCUGGAGAUGCCUGCUCUCGCUAUUGCCUCAGAGUACUACACACCACAGGAGAUGGUGGGCUUUAAGAAGACCAAGCAGCGCGUCAGGAAGAUCAGGAAGAAGGCGUUGCCUGACGAGCUCCAACUAGACGACACGCGCAACACCGACUUCGGCUCCAGGGUUCGGGGUCGGGGUCGCAGGCAGUUGGAUGAGGGCCAGGAGGUGUCAAAGGAGGGUGUCAUCAUACCGGGACUAGAUGUACCCCAACAGUCUGAUGACAUCAGGAUGGCAGACAUGGACAUCAGUGACGAUGAGGACUUCAUCCCCACUGAGCUGGCUGUGCUGGAGGAGGACGAGGCAGAGCAAGAUCUGCAGAAGCAGCUGGAGAAGCAGAGGAAGCUCAAACAGAAGCAGCUGGAGAAGCAGAGGAAGCUCAAACAGAAGCAGCUGCUCCAAGACUCUGGGGAAAAGGUGGCAGAGCAGGUCCCAUGGCUUGCAAGAGUGGACGGCAGUGACGACGAAGACAACAAGAACAACCUGAACAUUGUAUUUAACGCCACCUCUGAGUUCUGCAGAACUCUGGGUGACAUCCCCACCUACGGUCUGUCAGGAAACAGAGAGGACCAGGAGGAUAUCAUGGAUUUCGAACAGGAGGCGGCGAGAGAUGGGGCCGGAGGAUCAGACUCGGAUGAGGAUGAGAACGUUGGCUGGAGCAUCGUCAACGUGGAUGAGGAACAGAAGCAGCCUGAUUUCUCCACAGCAUCAACCACCAUCCUGGAUGAAGAACCCAUUGUCAGCUCUGGGCUGGCUGCCGCCUUGGCGCUGUGCAAGAAUAAGGGUCUCUUGGACACUCAAAUGCAGAAGAUAUCCCGUGUCCGUGCUCCUACUGGUGCCCUGCCCAAUGAUAACUACAGCAUUGAGGACAAGAUGACUAUAGAUGACAAGUACAGUCGGAGGGAGGAAUAUAGAGGCUUCACCCAGGACUUCAAGGAGAAGGACGCCUACAAGCCGGACGUCAAGAUUGAGUAUGUGGAUGAAUCUGGGCGGAAGCUCACUCCCAAAGAGGCUUUCCGGCAGCUCUCACAUCGGUUCCAUGGGAAGGGGUCUGGCAAGAUGAAGACUGAGAGGAGGAUGAAAAAGCUGGAAGAGGAAGCGCUGCUGAAGAAGAUGAGCAGUAGUGAUACCCCUCUAGGAACGGUCGCUUUGCUUCAGGAGAAACAGAAGUCACAAAAAACACCUUACAUUGUUCUGAGUGGGAGUGGGAAGAGCAUGAAUGCAAACAACAUCACCAAAUAGAUGUGGUUGAGAAGAGGGAUCUGACCAGUGAGGAUGCAGGCUGUGCACCGUUAGACACACAAACACAGACUGAGAUGUUUUACAUUUGAUUUUCCUUGUUGAAUAAAAUCAAGUAGCUGCAUAUUGCUGUUGUGUGUAAAGAAAGUAGAGUUUUUGCUUUUGAUCCUGGAUUUAUGUAAACAAGGAUUGUUAUUUACAUACAGUAAAGAUUUGACAUGAAUUAUUGUUCCUUUUUUUAUUUCCCAAAUGUAUUUGUUUUCAGGGGCAAAUUAAACCAUUGAAAUUGCAAGGUGCUGAA